ACCACUCAAGUAAAAAUGUUAAUUUUUUUUUUUCUUCUCAAGAGUUUGGCUGAAUUGGAAGUAUUAUGUACUCAUCUCUACAUAGGGACUGAUCUUACGCAAAGAAUAGAGGCAGAGAAAGCACUCCUGGAACUUAUUGACAGCCCAGAAUGUCUCAGCAAGUGUCAACUUUUAUUAGAACAAGGAACAACAUCCUAUGCUCAGCUCCUUGCAGCAACAUGCCUUUCAAAACUUAUUAGCCGAGUCAGUCCUUUGCCAGUUGAACAGAGGAUAGAUAUCAGGAACUACAUUCUUAACUAUGUGGCGUCACAACUCAAGCUGGCUCCCUUCGUCAUCCAAGCUCUAAUUCAAGUCAUUGCUAAAAUCACUAAAUUGGGGUGGUUUGAGGUUCAGAAAGACCAGUUUGUCUUCAGAGAAAUUAUUGCUGAUGUGAAGAAGUUUCUUCAGGGUACUGUGGAACACUGCAUAAUAGGAGUAAUAAUCCUUUCAGAAUUGACUCAGGAAAUGAACCUGGUUGAUUAUUCUAGACCUUCAGCAAAACAUAGGAAAAUAGCUACCUCGUUUCGUGACACUUCUCUCAAAGACAUUUUAGUGCUAGCAUGCUCUCUUCUGAAAGAGGUAUUGGCCAAACCUUUGAAUCUUCAGGAUGAAAGUCAACAGACUCUAGUAAUGCAGGUCUUGAAACUAGUCCUCAACUGCCUUAACUUUGACUUCAUUGGCAGUUUAGCAGAUGAAUCUGCAGAUGAUCUUUGCACAGUGCAGAUUCCAACGACCUGGAGAACAAUUUUCCUGGAACCAGAAACAUUGGAUCUUUUCUUCAAUUUGUAUCAUUCUCUUCCACCGCUACUAUCCCAGUUAGCUCUUUCAUGUUUAGUUCAGUUUGCUUCUACAAGAAGGUCCUUAUUUAGCAGUCCUGAACGUGCCAAGUACCUUGGUAAUUUAAUUAAGGGAGUAAGGAGGAUACUUGAAAACCCUCAGGGUUUGUCUGAUCCAGGUAAUUAUCAUGAAUUUUGUCGAUUUUUAGCUCGUUUAAAGACAAAUUACCAGCUGGGAGAAUUAGUUAUGGUGAAGGAGUAUCCUGAAGUUAUCAGGUUGAUUGCUAAUUUUACCAUUACUAGCCUACAGCAUUGGGAAUUUGCUCCCAACAGUGUUCAUUAUUUAUUAACUCUGUGGCAAAGGAUGGUUGCAUCAGUUCCUUUUGUGAAAUCAACUGAACCCCACUUAUUAGACACUUACGCACCAGAAAUCACGAAGGCCUUUAUCACUUCUCGGUUGGAAUCUGUUGCCAUUGUCGUGAGAGAUCAUUUAGAUGAUCCACUGGAUGACACCGCCACUGUGUUUCAGCAGUUGGAGCAGUUAUGCACCGUCAGCAGAUGUGAAUAUGAAAAGACGUGCACUCUUCUUGUACAGUUGUUCGACCAAAACGCACAGAAUUAUCAGAAGCUUCUGCAUUCAGCUUCUGGGAUAACUGUGGACAUGGCAAUUCAGGAAGGUCGUCUCGCAUGGCUGGUGUACUUAGUUGGGACAGUUGUUGGAGGAAGGCUGACAUAUACCAGUACAGACGAACACGAUGCUAUGGAUGGGGAAUUAUCCUGUCGAGUUUUUCAGCUUAUAUCUUUAAUGGAUACCGGAUUGCCUCGGUGUUCUAACGAGAAAAUAGAGCUUGCAAUUCUGUGGUUCUUGGAUCAGUUUCGUAAGACAUAUGUUGGUGAUCAACUUCAAAGGACCUCAAAGGAGCAGAACAUAGUAUAUAAGCCCGACUGCCUGGUUCAAAUUCCAACCCUGCUACUUCCUAGCCGUGUGUACGCUCGUAUGUCAGAAGUUUUAGGAAUAACAGAUGACAACCAUGUUCUAGAAACGUUCAUGACGAAAAUUGUUACCAACCUUAAAUACUGGGGAAGAUGUGAGCCUGUCAUUUCAAGGACCCUUCAGUUCCUAAAUGACCUUUCUGUUGGCUAUAUUCUUUUAAAAAAGCUCGUGAAGAUAGAUGCCGUGAAAUUUAUGCUAAAAAAUCACACGAGUGAACACUUCCCCUUCCUGGGCAUCAGUGACAGGUACAGUCUCAGUGACUUCAGGUGUCGAACAACCUUCUACACAGCCCUCACUCGCCUGCUCAUGGUAGAUCUAGGCGAAGAUGAGGACGAAUUUGAGAAUUUCAUGCUGCCUCUGACGGUCUCUUUCGAAACAAUAUUACAAAUAUUCAACAACAACUUUAAACAAGAAGAUGUAAAGCGUAUGUUGAUCGGGCUGGCAAGAGAUCUUCGAGGGAUUGCCUUUGCACUGAACACAAAGACCAGCUACACCAUGCUGUUUGACUGGAUGAUUUAUGAAAGGUACCCAGCAUAUCUCCCCAUUCUUCAGAGGGCCGUUGAGCGGUGGCAUGGAGAGCCAGCAUGCACAACUCCCAUCUUAAAACUCAUGGCAGAAUUAAUGCAAAACAGAUCCCAGCGUUUGAAUUUUGAUGUAUCAUCUCCUAAUGGAAUUCUUCUCUUCAGAGAAGCUAGUAAAAUGAUUUGCACUUACGGUAAUCAGAUCCUGUCCCUGGGGACCCUCUCAAAAGAUCAGAUUUAUCCAAUGAAACUCAAGGGCAUCUCCAUCUGCUAUUCAGCUCUCAAAUCUGCCUUGUGUGGAAAUUAUGUCAGCUUUGGCGUCUUCAAGUUGUAUGGGGACAACCAUUUUGACAACGUACUCCAGGCCUUUGUCAAAAUGCUGCUGUCGGUGUCCCACAGUGACUUGCUACAAUAUCGGAAACUGAGCCAGUCUUACUACCCGCUCCUGGAAUGCCUCACCCAGGACCACAUGAGCUUCAUCACCAACUUGGAGCCUCCUGUCCUCCUGUACGUCCUCACAUCUAUCUCAGAGGGCCUCACUACUCUUGAUACGGUUGUCUCCUCCAGCUGCUGUACCAGCUUAGACUACAUCGUCACCUACCUCUUCAAGCACAUAGCAAAAGAGGGCAAGAAGCCACUUCGGACCCGGGAGGCUACCCAGGCCGGUCAGAGACUGUUACAUUUUAUGCAGCAAAAUCCAGAUGUCCUGCAGCAGAUGACGUCUGUCCUCAUGAACACCAUCGUCUUCGAAGACUGUCGGAACCAGUGGUCAGUGUCCAGGCCUCUCCUGGGGCUCGUCCUGCUCAAUGAGAAGUACUUCAGCGAACUGAGGGCAAGUCUGAUAAACAGCCAGCCUCUCCCCAAGCAGGAGGUCCUUGCCCAGUGCUUCAGGAACUUGAUGGAAGGAGUGGAGCAGAACCUGUCCGUCAAGAACAGAGACAGGUUCACCCAGAACCUGUCCGUCUUCAGAAGGGAUGUGGCAGAGGCUCUGCGCAGCGAGGGCAGCAGCGAACCGUGCAGUCUGGACAUGAUGAGCUGACACGACUUCUCUGACCACGCGCCCAGCCGCCUUUACCGAGAGACUCCUGCGGGUCUGAGUCCCAGCACGGUGAUGUUGGCCAGCCCAGGGGAGUCUGUUUUUCAAAACAAACAACAACAAAAGCCCUACCUUUUUAUAAGUCUGGCCUGAUUAUAAGAAUGUAUAAUACGGCACAAACAAUGUAAAUUCGUUCUUUGCUCUGAAAAAGCAAAAGUGUUUUCAGUCUUUCUAUAAAAUAUCAUUAUCUUUGUUCU
This is a messenger RNA of Pteropus alecto (black flying fox), 3623 nucleotides long. RefSeq names its product RAN binding protein 17 (gene RANBP17). Bases 16 to 3369 code for a protein of 1117 amino acids. The transcript is spliced from 28 exons. Gene Ontology annotation, biological process: protein export from nucleus. The record is from RefSeq and is a predicted model, not a curated record. Gene Ontology annotation, molecular function: nuclear export signal receptor activity; small GTPase binding. Lineage: Eukaryota; Metazoa; Chordata; Mammalia; Chiroptera; Pteropodidae. Gene Ontology annotation, cellular component: cytoplasm; nuclear pore.